Molecule: messenger RNA, 348 nt
Organism: Porites evermanni
Lineage: Eukaryota; Metazoa; Cnidaria; Anthozoa; Scleractinia; Poritidae
Source: the annotation of a GenBank genome assembly
AUGAUUGCCGGAAUGACCGGGUCCGGAAAAACGGCCUGGGUUCGAGCUCUAUUGCAACAAGCUUCAGAGACCAUUUACCAUACCCCGGAGAGGAUCGUUUGGUGUUAUUCACAAUGGCAGCCUGCGUAUACACAAACGUUAGUCGCCAUGUCACACAUUGAAUUCGUCAAGGGAAUUCCUAUGGCUUUGGAGCAGGAUUCCUAUUUUAAUGUGAACAAACGGAAUUUGAUCAUGUUUGAUGAUCAGAUGAUUGACGCCAGUAAAGACAAACGAAUCGUGAACCUCUUUACUCGUGGUUCUCAUUAUCGCAAUCUGAACGUGAUUUAUAUCGUGCAGAAUCUAUUUCAU